AUGCAAACAUUGACUGUAGAUUCUCACGGAAUCCCUAACCACGGGUUCCAUAUAUUCGUGCAUCACGUUAAUGAUAUAAUGACUUCUGAAUACGAACAAGACAAUAAUUUCUUGGAUUAUAUUUAUUUGGAAGCUAACGAAGAUAUAAGAUUGCAAUUGAAAUAUCAAGAGUUCCAUUUGGUGCACACGCAUGAGAAUCCUUGCGUUGAACUCAAUUGCUUAGAACAAUGUUUGCAUUAUCAAAUUGCCAACAGAACCAAUUGCACUUUACCUUGGUUGUGGUUGUUGCCAAGUGAUUGGUUGCCUCAAUGCAACACUUCUGAGCAACUAUCAAUGAUGACUUCGUUUUUUCUCAAUCACAAUCGAAGACUUUUGGUUGCCAAUUGUUCUUGUCCAAAAUCAUGUCGAGUGAUACUUUACACGCCAACCAUUGUAAGAAGAAAAGAUUUACAUCAAGUGGAUAAUGAUGAGCCUUAUAGUUUUAUUGCUAUGUAUUAUCCUAAUAAUUUGGUUACUCAAAUGAGAGAGAAUCUUGCUUAUAAUAUUAACGCUUUUGUAUCUGACAUUGGAGGCUCAUUAGGAUUUUUAUUGGGCUUAAGUGUAAUUGGUCUGAUUCAAGUCCUAGAAAAAAUUGUUUGCAAACUGAUAAAGACUUGCUACAGAAAAAAGAAGCCUGAAGAUGAACACAGUGAUGUCAUAAGUAACUCAACCGGCAAUACUGAUGAUACGUCAAGAAUAUAUUCUGCAACCAAGCCUCAUAAUUUGUAUGGAAAUUUGAGAGAUUUUGAAAGUGACGAUUUCAAGUACUACCAAAGGACAUUGGUGGCAUCAGAAAACAGAUUCUAACAAAAAUAUUUAUUGAAUUAUAAACAUUUACUUAUAUUUAUUUAAAUGUCGCUUUUUCAAAUCGGGUAUCGUUUGACUGGG
Ceutorhynchus assimilis (cabbage seed weevil) is the source of this 927-nucleotide messenger RNA. The record is from the annotation of a GenBank genome assembly. Lineage: Eukaryota; Metazoa; Arthropoda; Insecta; Coleoptera; Curculionidae.